AAGAUCAGUUGCCUAUCUGUACCUUCCUCCUAUACGCACUCUUAGCUUGAUAUCAUCGGGGGAUAAGAUGUAAAUUUUUUUGUUUCGUUUUUUUAACAUUUGCUUUGUAAUAAGCAGUGUUAAAGGUUCGUCUAGGUAUAUUGUAAAUGAUUUGACACAUUAACUGCAUCCAGGCAGCCUAAUGAUGGGGAUUGCAGUUCUUCUUUUACAUGGAAUAUUCAUAUUUCUCUAGUGCUUACUCUCAUUGAUGUAGCAAUUACGGGGUUUUCAUCUGCAGAGAACCCGUUGGCGCCGUUGCAUUUUUACUCGCCAAGCUCGCGGUUCAUCAACGAUGAGCCGAGCCUUUGGACCGAUUUAAAUGAGCACAGAACUUUAAUCUGUAGCGGAACCAGGAAAACCUUUCUUUAAGUGAGUGUAUUCAUCUUGCUUACUCUAGAGAGUGGCAGCAUUGUCUACUGACCUUACGUUUAUUUCUGCAUACAGGAAUAUGAGUCAUCUACUUAGACCACCUUCAUUCUGCAGUGCAGGAGAGCUAUUAUAUUUGAAUGAAGAAUUAAAAGACCUUUAUGUAGUUGUCCAGACAGAUGCAUCCAGAUGGCAGUUUCCAGCACAUGCUUUAGUACUGUCUGCUGAAAGUAGUGUCUUUCGAGAACUUCUGGAAGGUGAAACAUCUGAGGAUAGAAUAAGGGAAAUAGUAAUUGACAAUAUUACUCCUUCUACUAUGGAGCAGUUAUUAAGAUAUUUGUAUUGUGGAAAAUUAGAGGUGGAAACUUGGAGCGAAGGUAUAGAUUUACUUCAGGCAGCUUUUAAAUACAAAGUUGAAGGUCUUGUUCAAAAAUGUGGUAGAUUUUUAGAAGAUGUUGUAUCUCUUUCAAAUGUUUGCUAUAUUUAUGAUAAAGCAUCAGCCUUUUCUCUUCCAGUUUUGCAAGACAAAUGUCUUAGACUCAUUUUAGAUGCAGGAUUUAUAGUAUUGAGAAGUAGUGCUUUUAAAACAUUGAGUAAAGAUUGUGUUAUAGAUAUAGUUGCCAGCUCAGAUUUGAAUAUAGACAGUGAACUAGUUGUUUUUGAAACUCUUUUGAGGUGGGCUCAGCUUGAAUGUUGCCGCAGUGGACAAGCAGUUACUGAAGCUAACAUAUUGCAAGAACUGAAACCAUUUCUUCAGCAUGUCUGUGUUGAUGAUAUGUCUGAUGCAGAUAAAAGUGCUCUUCCACCUUCAGUGCUUUCAUGUGUCAAGCCAAAUAACAGAAACCGAAUAGGUUUUUCAGUUCAGGAAUCAUUAUUAUUGUAUUCACAACGUUUAGAAUUUGAAGCGCAUCAAACUUAUUAUAAGUUUGUUGGAGAUAACCUCAGCUGUCUUCGUUUUUCUGUGGAUGCUCCAAUUUAUUUAAUAGGCUUACGUUUUACUUUACUUACUAGUGAUAUUCCAUUCCAAUUACCAUUAACACUAGUAAAAGAAAAUACUCCAAAAAUGACUAUGUUUAGUAAUUUAACACCUGCAAUAUGGGUGCAGAGUUUGCUUAUAAAUCAGAGAAUAUGGCAUGAAACUGAAGUUUUAUUACGGCAGCCAGUACUCCUAAAAGCUGGUGAUGUACAUAAUUUGUAUCUGACCAAUGUUAGUGCUGAUACGCAGUGUCCCAAAAUGAUACUAACAACUCGUAUAUUACGCACAGCAUGUGGGAAUGUAAAUUUUUCUAUUCAUGGGGAAGAAAUGUAUGGUAUAACAUGUCUCAUAAUGAUAUAAAAUUAGAGACUGAUGAUAGAGUAAAAU
Stegodyphus dumicola is the source of this 1768-nucleotide messenger RNA. RefSeq names its product BTB/POZ domain-containing protein 6-like. Gene Ontology annotation, cellular component: cytosol. Lineage: Eukaryota; Metazoa; Arthropoda; Arachnida; Araneae; Eresidae. Gene Ontology annotation, biological process: neurogenesis. Gene Ontology annotation, molecular function: protein binding. The record is from RefSeq and is a predicted model, not a curated record.